GGGAGGGCGCAGGCUCCUUCCCAGCAAGCGAAGGCGGAAACAAAAGAGCCCGGCGCCGCCGCCCGCACACUCGCGCACCGCGCCCGGGCGCACACGGAGCAGCCCCGCGAGGCGGCAGCCCGGGACACGCGGACCCGCCGCAGCCCCCGCCGCCUGCCCCAUGGCGCUGAAGCGGAUCCAGAAAGAAUUAAGUGAUUUACAGCGUGAUCCACCUGCUCACUGCUCAGCGGGACCUGUGGGAGAUGACUUGUUCCACUGGCAAGCAACCAUCAUGGGGCCCCCCGACAGCGCCUAUCAAGGUGGAGUCUUCUUCCUCACUGUCCACUUUCCGACAGACUAUCCCUUUAAACCACCAAAGAUUGCUUUCACCACAAAAAUCUACCACCCAAAUAUAAACAGUAACGGGAGUAUUUGUCUUGACAUCCUGAGGUCCCAGUGGUCGCCUGCUUUGACUGUAUCGAAAGUCUUGCUGUCGAUAUGCUCGCUGCUCUGUGACCCUAAUCCAGACGAUCCCUUAGUACCAGAUAUUGCACAGAUCUAUAAAUCAGACAAAGAAAAAUACAACAGGCACGCAAGAGAAUGGACUCAGAAAUAUGCAAUGUAAAGUUUCAAACACUUUGACUUAUGCCAGAGUACUGUAAAAUCCCCUGUCUUUUCCAGUGUUAGCAGUAAGUCGGGCGCCGUUUGCCGUGUCCUUUGUUCCACGAGCCCUUUGGUUUUUACUCAUUUUAAGUGUGUUUAUGAAGCAAGACAAAACAAACUUCCAAAAAUACCCUGGAAACUCUGCUGAGAGCGUUUUAGCAUUCUGUGCUCCUUGACGAGGACAUUUAUUUCGGUUUCCGAGACACUUGGACCCCCUGCAUCUCCAGCAAGAUCUGCGACGUGACUGAGAAGCAACCAGACGCUUUUCUUUUUCUGAGACAAGACGUUUUCACACCAGAAACACUGUAUGUGCUGUCCAAGAUGUCACUUUUAUAAAUCUGAAUUCAGAUCUCAUUCUUCUUUAGCUCACUUUAUAAUUUGUAUUUUUUUACUGUAUAGACUAAAUAUAUUCUAUGUCAACUCCUGACUCCCCCCCACCCCCACAACCCUGUGAACAGUAUUGAAGCACCCAACAGCUGAUGAUGAAUUUAACUGUCCCUUCCCCCCUUGUCUUAGGAUAUUCUGUGGGUUGAAUGCGUAUUUCUUAAACCAGAACUGAUCUGCACACUGUAUUUCUCAGUAUACUGAUUAGAAUGGAGAAACACUUGUUUGGGUUAUAUUGUACUUGACUUAACUUUAUUGCAAUGUGAAUUAAUUGCACUGCUAGGUAGGAAGGUGUGUGACUUUUUUUGUUGUUGUUACUCUUCACGUUUGACUUUUUUUUUUUCUGUAUAGGCAAUAUUAUAUUGACACCUUUUACAGAUCUGACUGUAGCCUUUUCCAUAUAAAUAAAAAUGCUUUUUCUACUAUU
Molecule: messenger RNA, 1453 nt
Organism: Arvicanthis niloticus (Nile rat)
Lineage: Eukaryota; Metazoa; Chordata; Mammalia; Rodentia; Muridae
Gene: Ube2d1
Product: ubiquitin conjugating enzyme E2 D1
Source: RefSeq, a predicted model, not a curated record